Messenger RNA from Rhipicephalus sanguineus (brown dog tick), 343 nucleotides. RefSeq lists its product as uncharacterized. The record is from RefSeq and is a predicted model, not a curated record. Lineage: Eukaryota; Metazoa; Arthropoda; Arachnida; Ixodida; Ixodidae. The transcript is spliced from 2 exons. The coding region runs from base 87 to 329 and encodes 80 amino acids.
GGCACAUCCAUCACCGGCAUUGAAGCAGGCACAUCAGUGGCGGGCACACAGAGAACUCUUGCUGCUGUUCGCUACUCAGCACGAGCAUGAUCGCAAUUGCCUGCAUUUUUGGGGCGUCCCUGCUUGGUCAGGCAUAUGGCUUGGCGGACGCUGUUUACGAGGCCAACAACUACCUGGACACAGUACUUGGUGUGGUACUGCCUUUGCAAGUGAAUGCGGCCAACAUGACCACGAUCCUGCUUCCAGGAUUCACUGUGCACCACAGCGAUGACACGGGAGAGGUGAACGUGUCUUUCGACAGCGGCGUCCUCGUCGGCUUCGGCAAGUGAUGAUUUGUGAAAGG